Argiope bruennichi is the source of this 519-nucleotide messenger RNA. RefSeq lists its product as uncharacterized. The transcript is spliced from 3 exons. The coding region runs from base 41 to 445 and encodes 134 amino acids. Lineage: Eukaryota; Metazoa; Arthropoda; Arachnida; Araneae; Araneidae. The record is from RefSeq and is a predicted model, not a curated record.
UCGAAAACACUCUGAAGAUAUAGAAUCGCUUUGUGUGGAUAUGGACAUGCAUGCGAAUUUAUCCCAAAAGAAGAGUGAAUCGAUUGCCAAGCAAGUACCCACUCUGGCGUCAGGCGCUCUUUCAUCAUUUAAGGCUGCUAUUGGCGAUAAAGCUCCAGUAAAGUUCUUGACUCCUCGGCGGAUUGAGCAACCAAACCCUGAAGGACUAAAAAUCAUUUUAAAGCCAUUUUCAGCUCUAAAACUAGGAUCAUUGAAGCAAUUGGAAGGCUAUGAGUCAAUCACUGAUGCCAGUAUGAAUUUAACAGUCAGAGUUUUUGAUGAAGAUGAUGAUCCCUUUUUCAUUCACGAGGAAGCAAAAAACAUAGUGCUGACCCAAGCCAUCGGUACUUCGGGGAGACAUGAUUUGCAAAGAAUAUCACAUUUUGACUCGAUCUACGAAAAAUAACAUGCAGAGAAAACCAAGAAAAAGUCUGCUUUCAGAAAAUGAAAAUGAUAUAGGUAUAUAUAGAAUAGUCUCUG